This is a messenger RNA of Solanum verrucosum, 1149 nucleotides long. RefSeq lists its product as uncharacterized. Bases 1 to 1149 code for a protein of 382 amino acids. Lineage: Eukaryota; Viridiplantae; Streptophyta; Magnoliopsida; Solanales; Solanaceae. The transcript is spliced from 3 exons. The record is from RefSeq and is a predicted model, not a curated record.
AUGAAAUCGGAUGAUGUACACGAUGAUGGAUAUAAUGACAUUGACGGAUAUCCCAGAGAUGAAAAGGAUGAAUAUAACAAUGGAUAUAAAUAUUUUGGUGGCAAAUAUUAUCCUCCAUGUGGUGGAUAUAAUUUCCCAAAUAGUGGAUAUAAACCCUCACAUGACAAUUAUAACAACAAAUAUAAAGCUCUUGGUGGUGCAUAUAACAAUGGAUAUAAGCCUCCAAGUGGUGGAAAUAAACCCCCACAUAGUGAAUACAACCCUCCAAGUGGUGAAUACAACCCCCCACAUGACAAAUAUAAACCUCGGUGUGGCGAAGAAAACCCCCCACAUUACAGAUAUAAAUCCCCUAGUGAUGAGUAUAAACGUCCACGUUAUAAAUCCCCUAGUGAUGAAUACAAAGCUCCAGGUGACAAACAUAACCCUCCACAUGAUAAGUAUAAACCUCCUAGUGACGAAUACAAACCUCCAAGUGACAAAUAUAACCCUUCAUAUGACAAAUAUAAACCCCAUAGUGAUGAAUACAAAUCUCCAGGUGACAAAUAUAAAUCUCCUAGUGAUGAAUACAAACCUCUAGGUGACAAAUAUAAACCUCCUAGUGACGAAUACAAACCUCCAGGUGACAAAUAUAAUCCUCCACAUGACAAAUAUAAACCUCCUAGUGACAAAUACAAACCUCCAGGUGACAAAUAUAACCCUCCGCAUGACAAAUAUAAACCUCCUAGGGACGAAUACAAACCUCCAAUUGACAAAUAUAACCCUCCACAUGACAAAUACAAACCCCCUAGUGACGAAUAUAAACCUCAAGGUGACAAAUAUAAUAACCCAUAUGACAAAUAUAAACCCCCUAUUGAUGAAUACAAACCUCCAGGUGACAAAUAUAAACCUCCUAGUGACGAAUACAAACCUCUAGGUGACAAAUAUAACCCUCCACAUGACAAAUAUAAACCUUCUAGUGAUGAAUACAAACCUCCAUGUGACAAAUAUAACCAUCCACAUGACAAAUAUAAACCUCCUAGUGACGAAUACAAACCUACAGUUGACAAAUAUAACCCUCCACAGGACAAAUAUAAACCCCCAAGUGACGAAUACAAACCUCCAGGGCAUCUUCAAACGGCUAUUGACAUACCUCGUUUAGAAGAUCAGUGA